Megalopta genalis is the source of this 2393-nucleotide messenger RNA. RefSeq names its product dnaJ homolog subfamily C member 21. NCBI's taxonomy places the organism in Eukaryota, Metazoa, Arthropoda, Insecta, Hymenoptera, Halictidae. The record is from RefSeq and is a predicted model, not a curated record. Gene Ontology annotation, cellular component: cytoplasm. Gene Ontology annotation, molecular function: nucleic acid binding; zinc ion binding.
ACACACACGCGCGCACACACCUCACCUACACUCACACAUAUAAAGCAACAGCAUGCACGCCUGAGGUGCUCUGAGCCGAAGGUGACGACCACCGGGAGCGAGUCGCGCAACCGAAAUCAGGAGGCAUAGCCUUCGCGAGCCUCACAUUACGUGCUGGUUAAUUCCGAGCUCUGUCUUAGACCAUGGCUACGAGUAGUACAAUAUUCGUACAUUAUGGCCUAAGGGAAAUACAUAUGUACAUAUACAUACAUACAUUGUACAGUAAUAUUACCUCAGGUUAUACACGUUUUUUCUUCCUUCCUCUCUAACUCCCAAUCCGCAGUAAAUUUUGUCUUAACAUUAAAUCAUCAGCCAAUCAAACCAAAGCAAUUUCUACUCCUAUUCUCGCUAACGGAGAAUAGGUACGUAUCACUGUAUCUUUAGCCAGUUCGGUAAAAGAGCGUUUGGAAGGAGAAUGGGCGAAGCCAGCAGAAUAUGGUUGUACUAGAAAAUUAUUGGAACUAAUUUUCUUGUUUUAUGAAAUUUCCAAUAAAAGUAAUUAAAUUAUAAUUGGACAAUUAUUGCUAAGUAACAUUUGCAUGUGAUUUAUUUGGUUUUAUAUCACAUCAGAUUACACAAGUUUUAACAACGUGGAUAGAAAAUAUUCAUUAUUACAAUGAAAUGUUAUUAUGAGGUGUUAGAGGUAGCACGAAAUGCUACUGAUGAUGAUUUAAAAAGGUCCUACAGAAAAUUAGCAUUAAAAUGGCAUCCAGACAAAAAUUUAGGUAAUCCAGAAGAGGCAAAAGAACAGUUUCAACUUGUUCAACAGGCAUGGGAAGUGUUAAGUGAUCCACAUGCACGUACUUGGUAUGAUGAUCACCGUGAAGCUAUUUUAAAGGGUGGUAUUGGGGAAGAUUACAAAGAUGAUUCUAUUGAUCUGACACCAUUUUUCUCAACUACGUGCUUCAAAGGAUAUGGUGACGAUGAAAAAGGAUUUUAUGCCAUUUAUCGUAACGUUUUUGACAAAUUAACAACUGAAGAUGCAGAGUUUGCUAAAGAAGGAGAUUCGGAUGAAGAAAUUCCACACUUUGGGAGUUCACAAAGUUCAUACGAAGAAGUUGUACAUAAUUUUUAUGCAUAUUGGCAAAGUUAUAAUACAAAAAAAUCCUUUGCUUGGUUAGAUCCUUAUGAUAUAAGAGGUGCUCCAAACAGACGUGUUGUUCGACUUAUUGAAAAAGAGAAUAAAAAAAUUAGAGAAAAAGCUAAAAGAGAAAGAAAUGAACAAGUACGAAAUUUAGUUGCCUUUGUCCGUAAACGUGACAAACGAGUACAGGCUCAUGCUUUAAAACUUGCUGAACGCGCUAAAGAGAAUUUAAAGAAAGCACAAGGAAGAGUAAGACAACAACUAUUAGAAAGACAAAAGCAAUUGGGAGAAUAUAAAGAAUGUGAAUGGACUAAGUUUUCAAAUAUAGAAGCUGAGCUUAAAACUAUUGAAGCUCAUCUUGCUAAAGAAUUUGGUGAAAGUUUAUCUUCUGAAGAGGACACAGAUGAUGAGAAUGCAGUAGGUGAUAGUACUUUGUAUUGUGUAGCUUGUAACAAAAGAUUUAAAACUCAAAAAUCCUUUAUAAAUCAUGAAAAUUCUAAAAAGCACAAAGAUAAUGUUAUUGCAAUGAAAAUAUCUCUGGAAGAAGAUGACAAAGAAUUUGAAACCUUUGAAGAUAGUGAUGUUAGUCAAGAAGGAAUAACUUUAGCUGUAGAACCACAAAUGGAUGAUGCUUUUUAUGUAAUACCUCAAAUAAAUGAAAGCGAUAAUGAAUGUGCAACUUCGGAAGAUGAACUCAUUUCUGAUCAAGAAGAAGAGGAAGUUUCACAACCUAAAAAAUUAAAGAAAAAGAAGAAACAAAAGAAGAAUGUUCAAAAUCCACUAACAGAGGAUACUAGUGAUGAAGAAGACAGACAUGUCAAUGUGGAUAUAUUUUUAUCAAAGAAACAACGUAAAAAGCAGCAACAUAAAAUAGCAGUACUAAAUAAAGUUUUAGAAGCUAGUCAACAGAAGCCUAAUGAUAAAUUAGAAGAUACUGAGGAACAAGCAAAAAGUGGAAUAGAUGUAGUUGAAUUACACUCGGAUAAUUUAGACAUAAAUACUAUAAACAAUAGUAAGGUCAAAUCUAAAAAAUCUAAGAAUUCCAAAAAAAUUAAUAAACAAGCAGAAAAGGAGUGUGGAAGUAAGCAUAAAAAAGGCUCACAGAUAACUGAGGUUCCAGAUUUGGCACAUUGUUGUAUAACAUGUAAAUCUGAAUUUUCAAGUAAAAAUAAAUUAUUUGAACACUUAAAGAAAACGGGACAUUCUGUACAUAUACCAAAUACCAUGAAAAAUAAAAGAAAUUAAGAAAACUCGUAAAAAACAAAGAAAA